AUGAUUGAAAGAGAUAUUACCGAUGUGUUGACUCUUCUCAAGGCUUCCAUUGAUGGCCUCUCAGCGAGAGUUGACGUUUGUGAGAGAGAGCACGGUGUUUCAACUGAGGUUAUAGCUUUGAAAGUCAAUGUUUCUGAGCUGAGGAAGGAAGUUAACCAGCUUAAGUCCACAGACUUCACUCCUCUAUUUGGGACAGUGGAGAUCCACAAUGAUCUGAGUGCUGAGAUUCCAGCUUGUGUUGAGGUACCUCUGGCUACCACCAAAGAUGAUAUUAUGCAGGAUGUUGUUGCUGCUGAGUAUGAGGCUGAGACCAAUGAGGAGCAUCUUGCGGAGCGAGAUGCGGCUAUUUAUGAGGGUAUGGCCAACUUAGAGGGUGCCAUGUUCGAGACAUGA
Solanum stenotomum is the source of this 393-nucleotide messenger RNA. RefSeq lists its product as uncharacterized. The transcript has a single exon. The record is from RefSeq and is a predicted model, not a curated record. Bases 1 to 393 code for a protein of 130 amino acids. NCBI's taxonomy places the organism in Eukaryota, Viridiplantae, Streptophyta, Magnoliopsida, Solanales, Solanaceae.